UGCUUGCUCCUCGGUGACUUUGUUCGCUCCUCUGCAAUAAAAAGCAGAUAACUCGGUGGUUUUUUUCGCAGUAUCGACAUGUGCAGCAGGACAUAAUGAAGCUUUAUGUGGAUGUUGCAGCAGUGUGUGGAGGAAGUUCCUUUUAACGGAUGAUGCAGGUACAAGGUAGACAACAUUACUUGAAUUGCUAAAAAAAUGCUGUUUGCGUCAGAGUAAUGUCAAAGUGCUUACAGUGCAGGUAGUGAUAUAUAGAACCUACUGCAGUGAAGGCACUUGUAGCAUUAUGUUGACAACUGCCUCAGGAGAUCUCGCAGGACUUCAGAGAAUGGAAAGGUGUUGAUCUCCAGGUUUGUACUUCUAGAAAUCCAACAUGCUGUACUAAAAAGAUGGAAGAAAGGUAUCAGACUGCAGCAAAGCAAGAUAUACAGCAAGUGGUUCAAACAUCAAGUGCUGCAUUAAAAUUUUUAAUAUCUCGUAAUGCAGCUGCUUUUCAGGAAGUGGAGUCAUGUACUGCAUUUUCAAAGGCUUUGUGAGAGAAACCUUUGAAAUGCUUAUCAGACUGGCUGAGAAUUACACAAGCGCACUUUUCUGCACUGCAUAUAGAAACAUGGCUGCUGAGGCUACUGUGCAUGUUCAGGAGUUUUUCACUGAUGUUGGACUCUUCGUGUUUGGCACAGACAUUAGCACAGAGAAAUUUGUCAAUAGAUUUUUUGACACUCUGUUUCCAGUAGUCUACAACCACGUGAUUAACCCCGGUCUGACUGACAUUUCAGUGGAAUAUGCAGAGUGCCUCCGAAUGGCGAGAAGAGACAUCAGGCCCUUUGGCAACAUUCCCAAAAAGGCCAUGGGACAAAUGGGAAGAUCACUCUUAUCCAGCCGGACUUUCUUGCAGGCUCUGAAUUUGGGGAUUGAAGUGAUCAAUACGACAGAUCACCUGCAUUUCUCCAAAGACUGCAGCAGAGCUUUACUGAGAAUGCGGUACUGCCCCCACUGCCAGGGAGUGAUGUUGAGCAAGCCCUGCAUGGGCUACUGCCUCAACAUCAUCCGGGGCUGCUUAGCCAGCAUAGCAGAAAUUGAUCUUCAUUGGCGGGGAUAUGUUCGGUCCCUGGAGGAGCUCUCAAGCGCCAUGAGUGGAACACACGACAUUGAGCACGUGCUUCUCAACUUUCAUUCACUUGUUAAUGAUGCUCUGGUACAGGCUCAUAUCCAUGGGCCAGAGUUAUCUGAGCAGGUGAAAAAGUUCUGUGGUCCUCCUGUAAGGAAGCCUACACACUCUCCAGGUUGCUCCUUUGAUCAGAACAAAGAUAAUCAAGGGUUGAAGAUGUUCUCAAGAGACAGUGAAGAAAUGCUCACCAACAGAAGAAAGGAAUUUAUCAGCCACCUCCGGCUCUACAGAGCCUUUUAUGGUGGCCUGGCUGACCAGAUGUGCAGUAAUGAGUUGGCAGCUGCAGAUGGACUCCCAUGUUGGAAUGGAGAAGAUGUCGUAAAAAGCUAUACGCGUCAUGUGGUUGGCAGUGGAAUCAAAGCUCAGUCUGCAAAUCCAGAAGUAAAAGUGAAGGGAACAGAUCCUGUAAUAAGUCGAAUUAUUGACAAGCUGAAACAUGUUAUUCAGCAUAAAAGCAUACUCUUUGAUGGAAAGUGCUGCAGAAGGACUGGAAAAAUUUUCAUCACUGAAUUUCCAAACCAAUAA
Molecule: messenger RNA, 1690 nt
Organism: Neopelma chrysocephalum (saffron-crested tyrant-manakin)
Lineage: Eukaryota; Metazoa; Chordata; Aves; Passeriformes; Pipridae
Gene: GPC5
Product: glypican 5
Exons: 9
Coding region: 506-1690 (394 amino acids)
Biological process (GO): regulation of protein localization to membrane; positive regulation of canonical Wnt signaling pathway; cell migration
Cellular component (GO): extracellular region; cell surface; plasma membrane
Source: RefSeq, a predicted model, not a curated record